CUUUGUCCUUCCGCCAUUUUGAGUGUCCAAAAAGCUGAUUGGGCUCGGGCUCCGGUUCUGGAACCAAUCAGAGCGGAGAGGAGAACCGAGACCGGAGAGGCGUUACCUGCACAGUGAGAUUUGCGUUUGUUCUGCCCGAUGCAGAUGGAGCAGUACACAGCCAGCAGUAAUGGCUCUCCAGAGCAGAUUGUGGUGCAGGCUGGCCAGAUACAGCAGCAGCCGGGUGCGGUCACUGCUGUCCAGUUACAGACUGAGGCUCAAGUUGGCACAGCCUCGGGGCAGCAAGUUCAGACCCUCCAGGUAGUACAGGGCCAGCCACUUAUGGUGCAGGUCAGUGGAGGACAGUUAAUCACAUCCACUGGGCAGCCUAUUAUGGUUCAGGCAAUGGGAGGCCAGGGGCAAACCCUUAUGCAAGUGCCAGUGUCUGGUUCUCAGGGACUUCAGCAGAUUCAGUUGGUGCAGCCAGGGCAGAUCCAGAUCCAAGGAGGACAGGCUGUGCAAGUGCAGACCCAACAGGGACAGCCUCAGCAAAUCAUCAUCCAGCAGCCACAGACUGCAGUGACUGCUGGACAGAAUCAGAGUCAGCAGCAGAUCACUGUCCAAGGUCAGCAGGUGGCACAGACAGCUGAAGGUCAGACCAUUGUUUACCAGCCUGUAAAUGCAGAUGGGACCAUUUUACAGCAAGGAAUGAUCACCAUCCCUGCAGCUAGCCUGGCUGGUGCUCAGAUUAUGCAGGCUGGAGGCAACACCAGUACAACUAACAGUGGCCAGGGGACCGUUACAGUCACACUUCCUGUGACUGGUAAUGUGAUGAACUCUGGGGGCAUGGUUAUGAUGGUGCCUGGUGCAGGCUCUGUUCCUGCUCUGCAAAGGAUCCCACUACCUGGGGCAGAAAUGCUUGAGGAGGAACCUCUGUAUGUGAACGCAAAGCAGUAUCACCGCAUCUUGAAAAGGAGGCAGGCUCGGGCCAAACUAGAGGCAGAAGGCAAGAUACCCAAGGAGAGGCGGAAAUACUUGCAUGAGUCACGACAUCGCCAUGCCAUGGCUAGGAAGAGAGGUGAUGGUGGGAGAUUUUUCUCUCCAAAGGAAAAAGAGGAACUUCACAUGCAGGAAGUAGAGUAUCACUAAGCAUGAUAAGAUGAAACCGGUCUGACGGAUUCAUCUCAGGGAAGAGACAUUUACACAGAUGUCAUCAUUCAUCAUGAAUUCAUCAGCGAUGAGGACUGAGCCGUUAUAAGAUAUCUUCCAGUCAAUUUUUCUUCGCACCUUUUUUACAUAUUUACCCUGGCACAGGAAACUAAACUUUUCAGAUUUACUAUGAUUGCAUGUGAAGAGUUAGAUUCUCCAGUUGGAUCUGUUGAUCAGUUUUGGCUAGUGAUCGGCGCUAGUUGUAAAGCUGCCCAACUCUGUCCUUGGAGGGGUCUUCCAGAGUUUCCUCUAUUGUUAGGGAAUGAAGUAGAUUGAGGGAAACUGUUUAACCUCUUUACUGCUGGUGGUGUGCUUACAGGCAUCCUGCCCUGCAGUGGGUGUCUGAAGGUUGAUUGCCCAGGCAUUAACAGCCAUAUUUGGUUCAAACAGCAUGUUGUAAAUUGUAGGUGGGCUUGUAUUUAAAGAGAGGAAAAAAAAAAAAAAAAAAAAAAAUAUAUAUAUAUAUAUAUAUAUAUAUAUAUAUAUAUAUAUAUAUAUAUAUAUUUUUUUUUUUUUCUUUUUCUUUAUACUGGGUCUUGUUUUGUACAGAAAUCUGUUAACUGGCAAACUUAAAUGCCAUCUUACAGAAAAGAGGGAGGGGGAUAGGGAUUUAUGAUACAUUUUGAUAUUGUAUUUUUUUUUCUUUAAGGUGUAAUAUGAUGUAUUUCAGAUGUAGAGUUAAUCGCUUCUUGUUUCUGAUUCCCAGAUGUUUUUAUCUCUGUAUACAUGUUCAAAUGAGGGCAAACGUAAGGUGCUUUUUAUUUAUCUAAACAAAGCGAGAGAUGUCUUUAACCUGCAGGAUUUCAGUUUAAUUCUUAAACAGCAGAAGCUGUGUUAAAUGUAUUUGCUUGCAGGAAUGUCACAUUUCUCACUGUAUGUGUACUUCUGGAGAAUUGGGUCCGAUUUAAUUGUGUAUUUUGUUACUUAUGGAUAACUUUGUACAUAUUUUUAUUUUAUAAUACAUUUUUUUUUUUUCUUCAAAUUGUAUUUCUAUUAGCUGUAUUUGUACUGUGUACCUCACCCAGCUAAUAAAACUUUAUUAACUACCA
Messenger RNA from Bombina bombina (fire-bellied toad), 2237 nucleotides. It is a transcript of the gene NFYA, whose product is annotated as nuclear transcription factor Y subunit alpha. Gene Ontology annotation, molecular function: DNA-binding transcription factor activity, RNA polymerase II-specific; RNA polymerase II cis-regulatory region sequence-specific DNA binding. The record is from RefSeq and is a predicted model, not a curated record. Gene Ontology annotation, cellular component: CCAAT-binding factor complex. The coding region runs from base 139 to 1128 and encodes 329 amino acids. The transcript is spliced from 11 exons. Gene Ontology annotation, biological process: regulation of transcription by RNA polymerase II. NCBI's taxonomy places the organism in Eukaryota, Metazoa, Chordata, Amphibia, Anura, Bombinatoridae.